Messenger RNA from Symbiodinium sp. CCMP2456, 1833 nucleotides. NCBI's taxonomy places the organism in Eukaryota, Dinophyceae, Suessiales, Symbiodiniaceae. The record is from the annotation of a GenBank genome assembly.
AUGGCGGCGCCGGCUCGGACGGAGGAGGUCAUGCGACUGCAAGAGCACGGGGCCUCGGUGUUGUGCCUCGGCUGUCCGGAGGGAAUGCUCUUCGGCUUGGACUACGCUGCAUGGUCUGUUGGCGCAAACUUUAUGGGUGUGAAGUUAGUGCCACCAGGGCUCCACUACAUCUACUCCAGCCCACGUGCUUCCGAAGACAUCGGCCUGGCACGUACCGGUUUCUUCCUCUUCCUGAAGCCUAAGGACGUUGCAGUCUUCCGCUGGGAUCCUGAGGGUGAGGAGCUGGUGAGACCCAAUCCCGAUGAGGAGCUCCGGUACGCGGACGGUGUUCGGAGCUUUGACUUCGACCGGAACCUCGGCCCCUACCCGCUGGAGCUACAGGAGCCCUGGGCGGAGCUUACGCGCCACGCCACAGCAGAGCUGGUCCAGAAGGUCGAGCCCGUCUCCGGACGAAUCCGAUCCAAGCGGGCCGAAUACGACGCUCACGCUGAAACGAAGCAGCAGACAGGCGAGGGCGCCCAGGGCGGAGAGGGCACCCAGGGCCCAGAGGACGGGGACCAGGUCAUGGCAGAUUCAGUGCAAAAGGUGGAAGAGGUCAUAGAAUCGAACGGCUCGCUCUUCUUUUCCUCCAUUCCGAAGCAGAUGAGAAAGGGCCGUGGCGAGACCGCGGAAGAGACCACAAAGCUGCAUAUGGAUCGCACCUUGCAGCUCGAACAGAUGUUGGCACGCGAAUACUCUGGCAAUGAGUUGGCCAUGCUUGGGGAGUUGCAGCUGGCGUACAUUGCCUUUCUCCUGGGGCAAAACGCCGAUGGCUUCGAUCAAUGGCGGGGCUUGUUGCAGCUGCUGUGCAGCUGUGAGGAAGCUGUGCAACGCCGGACAGAGUUGUACGCGGAGCUGCUGCGGGCAUUUUUCGCCCAGAUGAGCCAGGCGCCCUCGGACCUCUUCGGCGACGACUUGACCAAGGACAACUUCCUUGGCAGCUGCACCCUUUCCCUCCUGGAGAUCUGCGAAGAGGCUUCGCCCAAGCUGCGGAAGCGCUGCGGAAAGCUGCGCGAGCUGGUGGAGCAAAAGUUCGGCCUAUCAGCCCAGGAUUUGGCCCUCCUCGGAGAGGAUGCCCCGGAGAUCGUGGACUUGGAGGGACACUUCGGGUGCGCUCGACGGGCGGGAGGACGACGUCAGGAGACCACCAGCACGCCAGCCGCUGUUGAGGAACUGGCAAGUGCUGAAUUCCUUCGGCGCAUGCGAGUCAGCAUGUUCAUCGUGAACUGGUUCUUCGACGUAUUGGGAUACCUCGGCCUUGGCAACAAGAACGCAAAGAUCCUUUUCCUUGGACUUGACAAUGCUGGCAAGACCACUCUGCUCCACAUGCUGAAGGAUGACCGCAUUGCUACUCACGUGCCUACUCUUCAUCCGCAUUCUGAGGAGCUUAUGAUCAAGAACAUCCGCUUCCGCACCUACGACCUCGGAGGGCACGAGACCGCCCGGCGCAUUUGGAAGGACUAUUUCGCCACCGUCGAUGGUAUCAUCUUCCUCGUCGAUGCAGCCGAUCGGACGCGAUUCCAGGAGGCGCAGGAGGAACUCAGCGGCCUCCUCCAGGAGCAAGCCCUGGCGAGCGUGCCCUUUGUCGUCUUGGGGAACAAGAUCGACAUCCCUACAGCGGCCAGCGAGGACGAGCUCCGCAACGCACUGGGAUUGCUGAGCCACAUGACCUACGGACGUGAUGCCAAGAAGGGAGAUAGCCAGGUCCGCCCCGUGGAGCUUUUUAUGGUGAGCGUGGUCAAGAGGAUGGGCUAUGCAGAGGCUUUCCAGUGGCUGUCGCAGUUCCUGAACUGA